Nezara viridula (southern green stink bug) is the source of this 423-nucleotide messenger RNA. Lineage: Eukaryota; Metazoa; Arthropoda; Insecta; Hemiptera; Pentatomidae. The record is from the annotation of a GenBank genome assembly.
AUGUUCACACUCGCAAAAUUAGUUGCCCCUGCUGCAAGGAGUGCUUUGGUUUCGGGAUCAAGGGCUUAUGUCAGGCCAUUGAGUACAGUAGUUGCACAGCAGAGCCAGACAUUUAACACACAUAAUAUUACUUCAACGCCAGCCAUCAGCAUAUUGCCUGCUGUCCGCCAAUUCCAAACAUCAGUAGUCUCCCGGGACAUUGAUUCAGCAGCUAAGUUUAUUGGUGCUGGAGCUGCCACCGUUGGUGUUGCAGGCUCAGGUGCUGGUAUUGGAACAGUGUUCGGUUCCUUGAUUAUUGGCUAUGCCAGGAAUCCAUCACUUAAGCAGCAGUUAUUCUCUUAUGCCAUUCUUGGGUUUGCCUUAUCUGAGGCUAUGGGUUUGUUCUGUCUUAUGAUGGCAUUUUUACUGCUCUUCGCCUUCUAA